This is a messenger RNA of Humulus lupulus (European hop), 960 nucleotides long. RefSeq lists its product as uncharacterized. Bases 1 to 960 code for a protein of 319 amino acids. The record is from RefSeq and is a predicted model, not a curated record. The transcript is spliced from 4 exons. NCBI's taxonomy places the organism in Eukaryota, Viridiplantae, Streptophyta, Magnoliopsida, Rosales, Cannabaceae.
AUGGCACUUGAAAUGCUAAAACAUGAUUUCUCUCUAGCUACAAAGCGUGAUAAGAAUAAGAAGACAGCUUUACAUCUCUUCGCUCUAAUUCCUUCGGCAUUUGACAACGAAAGUCCAGAAGGGUGGAGCAAACUCUUCAAAUCUGCAUAUUUAAACAUUGGAUUUAAAAGAAGGCAGAAGCAAUCUAAAGCCGUUGAGCUAGUCAAAUGUCUUUGGGGCCAUACUUUGCUUCAAGGGCAUGACCAGUCAAUUGAUCUUAUAUCCAAGCCGACAAAACUUGUGUUUGAAGCAACAAAGGUCGGGAACUUUGAGUUUCUUGCUGCACUGAUUGGCUCUUACCCUGAUUUAAUAUGGGAAACUGACAGCCAAAAUGGACCUAUAAUUAAUAUUGGUAUAUUGUAUGGCCAUGCCAAUAUCUUCAACUUAAUACAUGAGAUUGGUGGAAUCAAAGCUGAUCUUGCUGCUAAAAAAGACACUGAAACCAACAAUAAUAUAUUGCAUUUAGCUGCAAAGUUACCCUCUCCGGAACGACUCAACGUUGUAUCAGGAGCAGCUUUACAAAUGCAACAAGAAUUGUUGUGGUUUCAGGAGGUGAAAAGGAUUGUGCCACCUAAAGAACAAGAAAAAAAAGCCAUUGAAAUUUUCACUUCUCAAUGGCUUAGCACUCUCCUUAUGUCUCGCUACUCGGAGUACGACUUUCUCAAAUGGUUACCAGUGAAAUUCAUGGUUGGCCUCACUACACUUUUUUUCUCAAUGGUAACCAUGAUGAUAGCUUUCAGCUUUGCAUUCGUUUUGGCUUGUUAUCAUCAGCAUCGAUUAAAAUUGGGCCCUUUUCUAAUUUCAAUGCUUGGCAUCGUUCCAAUUGCUUUGUUCUCUAUUCUCAAAUUUCCUCUACUUCUUGAGACCUUCUCCACAUAUUGUUCAGGGAAGUUAUUUCAAACAAGUAGACCAAUGUUUUAA